Terrapene triunguis (Three-toed box turtle) is the source of this 1502-nucleotide messenger RNA. RefSeq names its product cytochrome c-type heme lyase. The coding region runs from base 7 to 948 and encodes 313 amino acids. NCBI's taxonomy places the organism in Eukaryota, Metazoa, Chordata, Testudines, Emydidae. Gene Ontology annotation, cellular component: mitochondrion. Gene Ontology annotation, biological process: cytochrome c-heme linkage. The transcript has 6 exons. Gene Ontology annotation, molecular function: holocytochrome-c synthase activity. The record is from RefSeq and is a predicted model, not a curated record.
AGGCCAAUGCUCAAACUACUGAACUAUCCCUCUCCCCCACUAUGUUUUAGUAAGAAUUGCCUAUGGUUUUGUCUUUUAGAUGUACAAUUUUUUCUCUUCAAAUCUGAUCUAAAAUUAGAAGUUGUGAUGGGUUUGUCAGCUUCAUCUCCAUCUGUUGCCGUUCAGUCAGCAAAUAUAUUUGUACACCCUCAGACAGCAUCUCCACCUUCAGAAUGUCCCAUGCAUCAGGAAAAAAUGGAAGGUUGUCCAAUGCACAUGAAAUCUCCUGACCAAGGUGCUGAGAACCAAAAUAAUAAUGUUCCUGCACAUCAAGAACGAGCAUAUGAAUAUCUGGAGUGUCCUAUGAAAUCUAGUACAUCUCAAAUGAAAGAUGACAUAGAUCCAAGAAAUAUGAUGCCACCGCCUAAUCAAAUGCCAUCCCUGAAUCAACCAUUUCCACUAUCAACUAUCCGAGAAGAGUCUUCCAUUCCUAGAGCGCAUUCAGAACAAAAAUGGGUUUAUCCGUCAGAGCAAAUGUUUUGGAAUGCUAUGCUAAGGAAAGGAUGGCGGUGGAAAGAUGAUGACAUAAACCCCAAAGAUAUGAAUAAUAUUAUCAAGAUUCACAAUCAGAACAAUGAGCAGGCUUGGCAAGAGAUUUUAAAGUGGGAAGCUCUUCAUGCUGCGGAAUGCCCAUGUGGACCAUCGUUGAUCCGGUUUGGAGGUAAAGCUAAGGAGUAUUCACCCAGAGCCAGAAUACGCUCAUGGAUGGGAUAUGAACUUCCUUUUGACAGACAUGAUUGGAUUAUUGAUCGUUGUGGGAAGGAAGUCAGAUAUAUUAUUGAUUAUUAUGAUGGUGGUGAAGUAGAUAAGAAUUAUCAGUUCACCAUCUUGGAUGUCCGUCCUGCAUUUGAUUCUCUCUCUGCUGUGUGGGACAGAAUGAAAGUAGCUUGGUGGCGUUGGACUUCAUAACUACACUGAAUCUGUGUUUUCUCAAAUUGAAGAUGAGCUGCCAUUUGAACUUUAAAUAAAGAUCAUAGUAACUGUGCUUAUCUUCAUUAACCAACAUUGUCCUUAUCUCUGGGGGAAAACACUAUGCAGUUUUGUAUGAACAGAUAUUUCAUACCAUCUUUAAUUUAAAAGUAAGGUACAUGCUUUUCUCUUUCUAGGUUUAUUUCAGUGUUCAAGUUCCCUCAUAGCUGGAAAAUCUUGUGUGUACUUCACAGUCAAUUAAGACUAAACUACAUAAAAUUAGUGACUCACAAAGUGCCAGGCACAAUGGGGCCUGACCCUGAUUGAGCCUUUAGGCACUACUACAAUAUAGAUAACAAAAAGUGGGAGUUUUGUAAAUGUUUUUACUUGGUCAUUAAAAGUGGUACAUGGAUACCAUGAUGGUGGGUGUGGUGUAAAAGUCUAGAUAGAUAAUUUAUUGUUGCAAACUAAUUUAUAUACAGUUAUAUACCAGGUAUUUUACUCAUCCAUAUCUAAAGCUGCUGAGAUUAUUUCAGUCGGACUAACUGUUUAAA